AAUAUGGACGACAUUGAUCUCCCUUUCUGAACAGCAUCGUGUUCAAUGUUAUGCAAUUUUUCCUGCAUUUCAGUUGUUUGAUGCAAAUUCGUGACUUCCAUGACAUCUGUUGAAAUGUUAUUUAAUCUGAUCAAAACUUGUAUUCAGUAAUCAGACAUUCAGGAAUAAGACUUUUCUACUGUUUUUGCAUGGAAAUGAAUGCAAUGUGACCUUCCAUCAAAAUAUUUGUAGAAUUUCUGUGAGCGUUUGCAAUGUCCACAAAAAGUGAUGUUCGAAUUCUCCUACUUGGUGAUCCUGGAGUUGGAAAGACAUCCUUGAUAUUGACCCUUGUCAGUGAAGAGUUUCCUGAUGAGGUUCCAGCCAAAGCUGAAGAAAUCACAAUUCCUGCUGAUGUUACUCCAGAAAGAGUUCCUACACAUAUAGUAGAUUAUAGUUCACAGGAACAAGAUGAAGAAACUUUACAGGCAGAAAUUGUAAAGUCCAAUGUUAUAUGUUUGGUGUAUUCGGUGGAAGAUGAAGAUACAAUUGAAAGAAUAACCACAUUUUGGUUACCUUACAUUCGACAAUGUCGAGGAGAAGAACACAGUAAUCCUAUUAUAUUAGUGGGGAACAAGUCAGAUUUACUGGAUUUCAGUACAAUGGAGACCAUGAUGCCUAUCCUGAAUGACUUUGCUGAAGUGGAAACAUGUGUUGAGUGUUCGGCAAGAACAUUGAAGAAUAUAAGUGAGAUGUUUUACUAUGCCCAGAAAGCAGUACUGCAUCCUACAGCGCCUGUAUAUAAUCCUGAAGAAAAAGAGCUGACAUCGCUGUGUAAGAAAGCAUUAACACGAAUAUUCAAGAUUUGUGACCUAGAUAAUGACCAUUUACUGAACGAUGAUGAAGUCCAUUUGUUUCAGAGGAAAUGUUUUAAUGCACCACUACAUCAGCAAGCCUUAGACGAUGUGAAGUCCAUUGUCAAAAGAAAUAUAACCGAUGGGGUCAAAGAAAAUGCAUUAACACUUAAAGGGUUUUUAUUUCUGCACACAUUAUUUAUACAACGAGGUCGACAUGAGACAACAUGGACAGUAAUGAGAGCUUUUGGUUACGACGAUCGAUUACAGCUCACCAGAGAUUUUUUAUAUCCAAAAAUAAUGGUGGGAUCUGGUUCCACAACAGAGUUAUCUUUACAAGGGAUACAGUUUCUUAAAAUGGUCUUCAACAAAUAUGAUGAAGAUAGUGAUGGCUGCUUGUCACCACCAGAGUUACAGAACUUAUUUAGUACUUGCCCUGUCAUGCCUUGGGGACAAGAUGUUAAUAAUACAGUCUGUACAAAUCCAAAUGGCUGGAUAACAUCGCAAGGUUAUCUGGCUCAGUGGGCGUUAACCACACUUCUAGAUGUACCUAGAACUAUAGAGUUUUUAGCCUAUUUAGGUUAUCAGUAUUUACAUGACAGUCAGGUUUCGGCUAUUCAAGUUACUAGGGAUAAGAAAAUAGAUUUAGACAAGAAACAUACCUCCAGAAAUGUGUUCAGAUGUCAUGUGCUUGGUGCUAAGUCUGUUGGCAAGACCUCUUUAUUACAAGGCCAUUUAGGAAGGAAUCUCAGAUAUUUGGCCACAUUAGAGAGGGAACAUUUAUCUACUUUUACAAUCAAUCUUGUACAAGUCUAUGGUCAAGAAAAAUAUUUAAUGUUACAUGAAGUUGAUGUUGUCGUUAGUGAAAUGUUAAACCCGACAGAGAUGAACUGUGAUGUAGCCUGUUUAUUAUAUGAUGUGACCAAUCCUAGGUCCUUUGAAUUCUGUGCUAAAAUGUACCUGAAACAUUUUAUAGACAGUCGUAUCCCAGUUUUAUUUGUGGCUGGAAAAACAGAAUACCCUGCAGUACGGCAGGACUUUGAAAUGACUCCUGCACAGUUUUGUCAAAAAUUUAAACUUCCACCCCCAGAAGAUUUUGCCUGUUUAGAUAAAAUUAACAAAGAUGUUUAUAUCAAAUUAGCUACGAUGGCUGCAUAUCCAAAUCUGAAACGACUUGUGCACAUGUUACUGGUUCGGCAGAAUCCACUUUGGCUUGAAGAAAAUAUCAGACAUGUGAGAGAUGUUGUUUUACAGAACGAUAGACUGUUUAUGAAAAUUGGCGUCGGACUUGCUAUGGCGACAGUUUUUGGUUUUAUAGUAUACAGAAUUACUAAGGCUCUCCGAUAACAGCGACUUAGUGCUAGUUCAGCAAACUACAGAAAGCAUUCAGGACCCAAUCAUGAGUUCUUUGUACAAGCAAUGCAAAUGUUGCUUUAAGGGAUAAAAAGAGAUUCAGAAAUUUUUACGAUGAUAUUUUAAUAUGACUUUAAGGAAAUGUUAUGAAAGGGAAGGUAGUAUGUAUUGGUAGAUAUGAUCUGUAAAACUGAAUUUUUAUGCAUCGUUUGAGCUUUUCUAAAGAGCUUCCUUUGACUGAUGGGUUUUAAUGACUUCCUACCUAAAUGUUUAUGGUGUUUAUCUAUCAUUCAAAUUAUUAAAGGUAAAGUUGUUAAUGGAAUAGAUUUUGAUCUUGCAUGUGAUCAGCUGGAACAGAAUAAAAAGAAUAAACUAAUGGUUUGAGUAUAUCUUAAUUUACAUUUUCCAAUAAUUAUUUAAAGAUUUCUUGCAACCAUCAAAGUGUGAUUAAGAAUAUUAAAUCCUCUCUUUCUCCCAGUAUUUUUUUGGAAGGAAGCUAAGAAUCUUGAAAAAACCAUGUGUGGCCCUAAAAAUGCAAAGAUAAAUUAUAGGUUUAUAGUAAUAUUGUCUGGAUUUUGAAUGAAAAUGAGUCAAAAUUUAUUAUUUUGAAACAGCAAUAUUUAUCAAAUGCAUUGAAGCCUUUUCUUUUUUCAACAACUACAGACAAUUAUGGUGCAUAAUUACACUUAAAAUGUAUAUAUAUAUUGUCCAGUUUUUUCCCCACAUGAAUUUUUCUCACUUAAAUAGAAAAUACACCAUAUCUCAUUAUUUUUAUAAGUAUGUCAUUAAUGAAGAUCCUCUGUCAUAACUUAACCAUACAAUAUUAGAUUUUAUUAGAUAAAAGACUUUUACAUGCAUUCUACAUACUUCAUAACAUCCUGUAUUUAACUUGAAAAACACUUACAUUGCCUAAUGCAUUAUGUGUAUGAUUUAAAGGAAAUAUUGGAUACACAUCAAUGAUUUAAAAAAAAUAAAACAUCUAGAAACAUACCAUGACCUUUUUUUCUUUCUCACGUUUUUUUGGGAUCAAUUCAAUGUAAAUGUUGCGCAAUGCUUUCUUCAAAAGAAUAUAGAGAAUGUGUACAAAAAAUUUCAAACAUUUGCCAAGAGUUGUUUUCAUAUCAUUUGUAUGCCUUGGCUGUGAUUAUCUGGUUGACAUAAUGUUUCUUAUCAUAAAAGACUUCUGUUAACACUUGUUAUUGUUAAUACUAUGAAGGUUUUAUUUGUUAGGUAUAUGCUGUAACAUUUCAGAUUUGUCCAUAUUUCUUACUGGUCAUUAGCGUAGUUAAAAACUGGUAGUGGCUGAAAACAAAAUUUCUCAGACAAAAUUCAGGUAAUACAAAGGUAUAUAUAUAUAGUUCCCAAAUCCUUAGCAAUUUUGGUUUUCAUAAGGAAUAAUUUUUGCACCAACGGAUGGUUCUAAAAGAACACUUUUUUAAUAGGAAAACAAUCCAUAUAAAUUUUAGUGCUUAAAUAUUUACUUUUUUAAACAUGAGUGCAAUGCAUACGCUUACAGAAAGAUUCUAUUGUGAUGGCUCUUUAUAAAUAAUGAAUUUGUGAAAAUGUUAGGACUCAAGUUUGACAGUGCUUGUAUAAUAGAAUUGUUCCUGCUUGUGUGAUAAUAGAUUGAAGAAAAUGUGUUUGUUAAUGGUAUGGUGUUUUUUUUAUAAUUUAGAUAUAAGUGGUUAAACAUACUGCACCUGUUUUAAAAACUGACUCCUAUUUAUUUUUAAAAGGUUAAUAAUGAAACAUAUUCAAAAAAAAUUUGAUUGGACAAAAAAUCUCAAAAAUUAAUGUAAAAUUUUUGAAAGAAAUUUUGUGCAUGUGAAUCCUGUGUUCUUUGUGAUCUGAAACCAAUUAAUGUACUCUGUAUUUUAUGUAAUUCCCAUUUCGAAAUGAUCAGUGGUGGUAUAUUUGUACAAUAAAAAGUAUACAGACUUCUCAUAGAAAUCUGCCAAGAAUCCUGUCUAGGACAGUUUGAAACUUCUCUAGCUUGUAAGAUUUUUCCAGUGUUGAACUUUUGUCAUUGUUUGGUUGUUUAUCCAUCCUUACAAUGCUUAAAAGGGUUUAAAGGAAAAAAAAAUCUUGGGUUAGAGAGUUAAAUAAAAGUUUGGAAUAUCUUUGUCAUCUAUAAAAUUCUCUAUUUCUGGAGAUAUGCCAUGAAUAUGUCCUUUUUGGAAGAGGUAAUUCAUCAUCCUUCUUUUGGGUUUUUUUUUCAUAAUGAUGGGGAACAAACACACAGAAAUCAGAUGUCAGAAUUAUUUAACUACCAGAAAUUGCGUGAAUGGUAGUCUUGCUUUCUGGUUUUUGUUUUUCUCUAUUUGUUAUAUGGGUCUCCUGCUUUGUAAGGCUUUUAAUUAAUUUUAUAAAUAAUGAUGAAAAGUAAAACAAUUGAUUUUGUGUUAAUUUUCUGCUUUUCAAAUGGAUUUAAAGAGUAGCAAUUAAAGUAGUUCACUUGUCAUAAAGUUGAACAACUUAAGUCAAAUUACAAACAUUUUACUAGUUUAUCUUUAGUGGAUAAUUCAAUUUAGUUUAAAGGGUAAAGUAGUAGAAUGUGUCUCUAAUAGUUAAAUGAAAGACUCCCUACCCUGAUAUUCAAAAUACAUUUGGGACGAAAAAUUCAUGCCAACUACUUAAUCAGAAUUUUGUUUACCAAAGUUUAUACAACUGCCCAGAACAGGUUUAAUUGAAGAAAAUUGGAGAAAUUGAAAUAAAUUUUUACAUAGGUAUCAGAACGAAGCCCCUCUCCAUCUUGUCUGCCAAAUUAUUCAGUUAAAAGACCUGAAUAUAUAAUAUUGGUCUUCAGAUCUAUAGUAUUCACUAAUUUGUAUAGCUGGAAAUGUUUGAGUAUUUGACAUUUCUUCCUUGAUGUAAACUCAAAUAAAAAAAAAUACUUUAUCAAAAUUUACAGGUUAUUGAUCAAGUGAAUACACACCCAUUUUCGGGCUAUAAGUAUGAAAUGCAGACAAAAAUCUAUUGUACACAAUAGACCAAUACAAUUGUUUUUAAUAGCCAUUGUUAACACAACUCCUAUUGUAUCUGAUGUUUACAUUGUCUGCAAUAGAGUGUGAAAUAAGUUAUCUGAUAUUGUUCAGAUUAACCACUGGUUUUGUUAUGAAUGUAUAUAUUAUUAGAUGUAGUCUAACUAUUUAUGUAAUUAUGUACAUUGUAAGACAUAUUUGGGUGUGUGAAUUACUAUAAAUGUCUGAAAGAUACUGAAGAUGAAAUAAAAAUUUUAAGAAACAA
Mytilus californianus (California mussel) is the source of this 5429-nucleotide messenger RNA. Its product is annotated as mitochondrial Rho GTPase 1-A-like. Gene Ontology annotation, cellular component: mitochondrial outer membrane. The record is from RefSeq and is a predicted model, not a curated record. Gene Ontology annotation, molecular function: calcium ion binding; GTPase activity; GTP binding. Gene Ontology annotation, biological process: mitochondrion organization; small GTPase-mediated signal transduction. The transcript is spliced from 22 exons. The coding region runs from base 252 to 2177 and encodes 641 amino acids. NCBI's taxonomy places the organism in Eukaryota, Metazoa, Mollusca, Bivalvia, Mytilida, Mytilidae.